AAAAGGGCACAAAUUUCGCCCUGCACUCCACGUACACUGCAUACAUUUUCGGCUUCGGUACGAUGCCUUGACUUUUGUUGCCCCCCCAAAAAAAUAAACCCAAAACGAAAACUUUCGACAUCCAAUGCGCCGGAGGCGUCCAAGGAACCCUUUUUCAUCUCAACUCAUCCGCCAAAGUCCAGCCAGCGAAAUGCAAAUACAAGUUAUAAUAAUUUCUUUUCAAUUUCCAACCAAAGCAAGCACUUAAGGGGAUUUUAGUUACAGAGCUGCAAUGCAACUGGCCAAAAUGGCCAAAAUGGCCGAGAUGGCAGGACACAAGGAUACCAUGGAUAGCAUGGGUGUGGGUCGGUGGUUUUGGGGGUCGUAUUUGUCAUUUGGCCUCAUCACUUCUGUGAUUGCGCUGAAAUUUGCAUAAUUCCAAGUAAACAAGCAAUUUCAUUGAGAGGUGGGGUCAGGGGUUCAAAUUUCGGGAUUAAUAACUCUUUGCAGCUGAAAUUGGAUACCAUUCGCCAGUUUGAAGGACAUUUGCGCUGGAAGCGAAAUGAGAGAAAACGCUAAUCAAACACCGAGGACAAGAGCUGCACUUUAAGGAUGUUUGAAUAGCAUAGUGAAAAUUCUAAUAUAUAGCCUGGCUUUGUGUGUCAGUUUUUCCAAGUGAAGCACGUCAGUUUCGCCCGUCAGCCAAGAAAUUAUUGUCAAAUUGAAACUUUCACUAUUUUUCGUUCGAAUUGUUGUUUCGUGCUAAAAGUUCAAAUACCUGGCUGAAGCUAUCGAAUUCCAAAAUAACGCAUUGAUUUGCUAAUUCCGUUGGAACGAGAAGAGCAAACCACAGCUUUAUUCCACAGUUAACCAACCACUUCCACUAUCUGACUGACAUUUGCAAUUAACUGGUAGAAUGUUGUCACCGUUGAUAGACUUAUGCUGGCUGAAGUUCAUCAGAGCAUUUGGCCUGAUGAUGCAACUGGCGGAGGAAUCGAGGCUCAUCAUGAUGCUAAUCAGCUGCACGAUGGCCGUGGCCUUUAUCGUGAAUGUUUGUUCGGGAAGAACCAUUUUUCAGGAUUUGUGUAAUGCAGUGGCCAACAGGAGACUCGAAACGAACCUGGCCAUGCAUCCUUCGCCAAUUACUAUACCGGUGAGCAAUAUUAUCAAAAGGGACCUAAAGAUGCCCUUACAAUGGACGUACUACGAUGAUCUUCCGAUGGCGACUGUUCUGAAGAACAACGGAAGCACUGUGAUCAUGCGGAUAUACACUGCGAACAAUUUUAUGCCCCAGCUCAGUGGGGCUAAUCUGCUUGGUAGAUACCACUUUGUGGAGGCGAUCUUCAAGUGGGGCAGCCUCAAAUCCGAGCAUUCGAUUGGCAAUUAUCACUUCUGCCUGGAGCUGCAGGCACUUCAUCGAUGCGCCCAGCUGGAGAACAACUUGGAAUACCUCACCCUGUCCUACCUAUUUGAACUGAGUUGCGUCAAGAACGAGCACCUCAUGCAGGUCACCGAUCAGCUCAAGUGGAUCUCGCAGCCAGGAUCAUCGAUGGAGCUUCCGCCCUUCCACUUGGGCUCACUACUUCAACCAUUCGGAUCUGAUUACUUUUCCUACGAAGGCACCUACGACAACGGAGACGUCGUUCUGCCCACCACCUGGCUGAUAAGCAGCAAUAUAUCCGUGGUCAACUGGCGUCAGCUGGGCGAGUUUGAGGCACUGUAUGGAAGGAAUGGCAACAGGAACUGCAAAAAUGGUCGGGAGCAACAGGCCUUGGGCAAUCGUAAUGUGUACCUUAAUAUCUAAUACCUUAAUAUCUAUAUCAAUACAAUCACAUUGCAAUGUAAAGAAAUGUAAAAACAAAAUGAAACCGUUCCAUUUGAUUGCCAAUAAACCUAUUAUAUAUGUAGA
Molecule: messenger RNA, 1888 nt
Organism: Drosophila mauritiana
Lineage: Eukaryota; Metazoa; Arthropoda; Insecta; Diptera; Drosophilidae
Gene: CAH14
Product: carbonic anhydrase 1
Exons: 2
Coding region: 896-1783 (295 amino acids)
Cellular component (GO): cytoplasm
Molecular function (GO): carbonate dehydratase activity; zinc ion binding
Source: RefSeq, a predicted model, not a curated record